GCCCAGGCCUUCUCAAUCAUCACUGAAAGCAUGUGCAAAUUGCUGGAUCGGAAGUGCCGAAUCUCAUAAGUUAAGGAGCCACUCCCCCAAAAUAAUGUCGCCCCUCGUCUUAGGAGGGACUUGGAAGACGAUGGUCCAUGCUUUUCUCAGUGUGGGGGCUAAGAGCUCUUUCCUUUUGCCUGGCACAUGUCCUAUCCCAAACACACGCCCGCCGGCUUCGCCCCGGCUGCGCACCUCGGACCGUCCCCGGACAGGAGAGUUUGCCCCAUUGGUGCGGUCACUGCCUUGGGGCUCAUGCAACUCUCAGUCUCAAUGUCUGCGGCAUCUCGCGUGGCCUCCUUCAUCAACAUGCAGAGCACUUGCGCUCACAUGGAUCCUUACGUUCUCAUUCUCAGGCUGCCACCAUGGUCAGAGCUCAUCAACACUGGCUGGCCGGUCUUCGGCAUGAUGUACCGCAUCGCGCAACAGUUGAGGGCUGAUGGGCUCUUGGAAGAGAACUUGGAUGACAUCUUUGCGACCCAGCUCUCUCAUGGCGCCCAGGCGCCCUCCUGGAGACGUGGAGCCAAGACCUUUUGCCAGCUGCUGGGCUACGGCCAUGGCCCCGAGGAAUCUGCUUGUCCUUUAGCGCAGGCAGCGGCGCUGCUGGGCCAGGCGGUGCAAGGGCCUGAUGCGGCGGAAGCCGUGUUGCGAAGGGCGCAGCACUUGGUUUACGGCCUACUGCCACGUGUGCCGGGCGUGAGCGAGUGCAUGCAGGCCCAGAACCUGCAUUUGGGCUUGAUGUUGUCCUCCCAUGGGCGGAUGCUUUUGGAGGGACUUUAUCGUUUGCAACUUCACCUGGAAAGCUGGUUUCAGAGUCCUCCAGGGGACGCUGGUCCACAGAAGAUUUGCCCAGUCGGUGGCGCUCAGUGGCAGGGAGAGUGGUUGCUGGAAACAGACUUGCUCAAGGACUUUCAGGCGGAGCUCGAAAAAUCCACGGUGCAGUGGGCGCAGCCGGUGCCGGCGACAGCAACGCCCCCUCGGGCGCGAGAGGCCUGGGUUUGCACUUUGUUCGCUGGUCCAGAGCUCCCCUGGCGGCAGAUGGCUUUGCAUGUGGAGCUCAUCAGGACUUUGGCCUAUUCCAUUCAUCGGGUGUCCUUACAGCCACGCCCAUUCGUGGUUUUGACAGAGGCGAGCCUUCCGAUGGACCUCCAGGAAGAGCUGCUGGCAGAGGGCUUCCGCCUGGAAUUCUUUCAUGCGCCCACCCUGGCGAUGAAGGUUCCUUCGGGCUACGAAUGGAAGCUCGGAUGGUUUCAAGGUCGGAAGCUCACUCCUACAAUGGGCCAGCUGGCAGUGUGGAAUUUGACCUCCUACGACACAUUGGUGAUGCUCGACGACGACAUGCUGAUGAUCCAGGCUUCAGACGAGCUCUUCAGCAUCCCAGUCUUCGCAAUGUCCCACGACCCCAUGCCACUGUGGUCCGAAGCGAUGGGCCAAUCCAAACAGUCGCGUCUCAACAACGCCGCACGCGUGGUGCAUCCCAACAAGCGCCUCUUUCGGCGGAUGGUGAAGCAGUUGCAGUCUGGUGGCUAUCGCAACCAUCCGUUGAUCAACUUCUGGGGAUAUGACCUGCAAAGCCUGGAAGACACCUUUUGGGGUCUGGAGAGUUCCCGCCUGGGCAUUGCCCGCUUCGCGCACUCGGGCCACUUCCGGGGCUGCGACCCACGCCUGCCCGGCAUCGCCUCGCGUCGCGCGCAGCUGGGCCUUUUGACUGGUGACUGGCCGGAAGAGAACAAAACUGCUCCUGUGGAUCCUGUGUUUGCACAUCCGAUGCAUUGUGUGCUGCCAGCCGACUACAACUUUUUCGUUGACUUCAAGAGUCUUUUCUCCAUGAUCUACUUCGGGGUUCAUGACCCGAAGCAGUUCAGCACCCGGUCUCUCAUCAAGCGCACGACCGACUUCCUGUACAGGAGCGGUUCCUUGGUGGGAGGCCCCAAGAUCCUGCAUUGGCCUGGAUCUCUGCGCAAACCCUGGGAGCGCAUUCAUCCCCGGGUGCGGAGCGGCUGGGACCAUCUCUGGUGGGACGCCCAUGAGCGCAUGUGCCUCCAGAGCCGUGUGGGUUGCCGCAUCGCUUGCACAUCGCCGGAGAAACAAAGUUGGCGAGAUCGAGAGCGGGCACGGGACGCGAGAUCGCAAGCGGGAGUUCCUUUUGUUUCAGGAUUUUGAGUUCCUUGGAACCCCAUUCCUCCUACAAGCAAGUGGUGCCCGCAAGAAGGUUUGCAUGGCACGGCCUAUCAGGGGGAUAAUUCUUCCACAUCAGGACUACCCAGAUGGAUUGCUUCAAAGUGUCAGUGGCC
Durusdinium trenchii is the source of this 2333-nucleotide messenger RNA. The record is from the annotation of a GenBank genome assembly. Lineage: Eukaryota; Dinophyceae; Suessiales; Symbiodiniaceae.